CCCUUCCCUCCCUCAUCUUCCUCUCCUCUCUCAGUAGAGCUCCGUUAGGUGUGCUGUUAAGUCCCGUAGAGUUUUUGCGUCUCUCUCUCAAGAUGUCCUGGACUCGAGUGCUCGUCCUGUGUUUCCUCACCACCCUCCUCAUCCUCACCUUUUCCAGUGUGGUGGAAAGCGCGGCGGUACGGGAUGACGCAAAACCAGCUGAUCCUAAAGGUGCCGCGCGGCAGGUGUUCAUGCCCGAGUCGGACGCCUCCAACUUCUUCAAACGCCGCACUCGCCGCUCCGUCCGAUAUUAUGAGCUCCAAGCCGAGCAGAGGGUGAAGAUCGCGGCCAGCGAGCGAAGGAGGGAGUUUAACGAGGAGCAGAGGAACGAGUACGAGAACUACGUCGAGGAGGACCGUGAUGAGAUUAAUGAGAGAUCAAGGGAGACCAACGAGCAGCUGCGAGAGUAUCACUACGACGGCCUGUAUCCUCGCUACUACUGGUUCCACUGAGCGCGCUCCGUGGCGAGGACAGCCGGACUACAGCACCUCUCGCUGGAGCAGAAACACUGCCGUCACCUUUACCCUGUAACAAAGGUGACCGACAGCCUGAGAGCAAGUGCUAAAGUUAUCUCUGUACUUGUCCCACUUUAAUACACAAGGUCUCUUUUUUUUUUAUAAAACCUAAACUGUGCAAUAUGAUGUCAAACUGUAUCCAAAGUGCAGUUUUUGUAUUCUAAGUUAAACACUCUGCAUGCUUGUUUUUACCGCCUUUUAUCUGUACAUACAAGUUAUACCGUGCUACCUUGAGUAUUAACUACAAUAAAUCAUCCUUUUACGUACGCAGUUGUCUGGUUUAGCCGGAGGAGGGUUGUCUUUUCUUUUUUGCAAAGAAGCUUCAUGUCUUUAAGUUAAACUGACGAAUAAAGAUGAGUUUCCAGUGA
Stegastes partitus (bicolor damselfish) is the source of this 922-nucleotide messenger RNA. It is a transcript of the gene ucmaa, whose product is annotated as upper zone of growth plate and cartilage matrix associated a. The coding region runs from base 93 to 491 and encodes 132 amino acids. Gene Ontology annotation, cellular component: extracellular matrix. Lineage: Eukaryota; Metazoa; Chordata; Actinopteri; Pomacentridae. The record is from RefSeq and is a predicted model, not a curated record. Gene Ontology annotation, biological process: regulation of osteoblast differentiation; embryonic skeletal system development. The transcript has 5 exons.